AUGGCGCCAUUUAGGAAAAACAAUGAACGCAGGGGAGUUGAUAUCUCAGAUGUGCUGGAGAUGGGAGCCUCCAAAAUCAAGAAGAAGAUACGAGACAUAGAGAGGGUACAGAAGAGAGAAACCCUUCCAGCUGACAUAAGGAUCGAGAACGAGAGGGCAUUGUUGGCCCUGAGGCAUGAACUCAAGGAUAAGGAGUUUAAUUUGAAGGCAAAGGCAAUGUCAAAGAAGUAUCACAUGGUGCGAUUUUUCGAGAAAAAGAAAGCCAUCAGAAGACUGAAACAGGCCAUAAAGACAGUUGAUGACCUCGAAACCCAGCUGCAGGAUGGCCAGGAGGUCAAGAAGGACCUUAAGAAGGCAAGGAAGGUGAGAAAGCAUUGUGAGUCUGAUUUGGCUUAUGUUCUUAAUUUUCCAAGAACAGAGAAGUACAUUGCCUUAUUUCCGAACGAAGAUUCCACUGAUACUGCUAAGCUAGAUGAGAAGGCCAAGAAGGGAUUGAAAGACACGGAAGAAAAGAGAAAGCAAUACAAAAAACAGUUCUCAGAGAUGCUGGAGCAAGGCACGUUAGAGGUUGGCAUAGAAACCGCUUUUGGAGGGAAAAAGGUUGAGAAUAAGAAGUUGAAGGCUACUCAAUCGUCUAUUGAUGCCUCUACUGAGAGACCAAAGGACGAAGAGGAGGAUGAGUUCUUUGAAUGA
Molecule: messenger RNA, 693 nt
Organism: Kuraishia capsulata CBS 1993
Lineage: Eukaryota; Fungi; Ascomycota; Pichiomycetes; Pichiales; Pichiaceae
Exons: 1
Coding region: 1-693 (230 amino acids)
Biological process (GO): maturation of SSU-rRNA from tricistronic rRNA transcript (SSU-rRNA, 5.8S rRNA, LSU-rRNA)
Cellular component (GO): nucleolus; preribosome, small subunit precursor
Source: RefSeq, a predicted model, not a curated record